Molecule: messenger RNA, 1887 nt
Organism: Cuscuta epithymum
Lineage: Eukaryota; Viridiplantae; Streptophyta; Magnoliopsida; Solanales; Convolvulaceae
Source: the annotation of a GenBank genome assembly
AAACGAACUAGCAAACGGUACCGACUAAGCUCAUCAAAUGGCCGUACAAAAACCUCUCCUGGUUCAAACCAUACAUGUGGGGGUGGGGGUACAGCCUACCCGCCAUUCCCCGGCCCCCCUUCACUCAACUUUCUGUCCUUGAUGACUCGGAGCCGCCUGAACCAGAGCUCCGGCUCCGGAUCUUCUGGUCCUCCUAAUCCGGAUCACUUGACCCAUUCUCCCAGGCCCAGGUACUCUUCAUCCUCAUCUGAUCCCAUGUCAACUACCUCCCGAGCUAACCCGCUCAAAGCCGUCGCUCGGACGGUCGCCGGAGCUUUUGCACCAUGUUUCCCUCAUCCAGAUUCAAAAGACCCGACCCAGUUUGAUGAUUCCUUCUCCUCCAAAGCCAAAGCCACCUCUGGUAUUGGCACUGGAAGUGAGAGGACACGUAAUCCAGAUCAGAAUAUUUGUAAGAAUCUUAACAAAUUAACCCACGUGGAGCAGCCUGUUGGUGUGAAAUUUACCUUAGAAGAAAUCAAUAAGGCUACAAAGAACUUUUCGUUGAACCUAAAAGUUGGACAAGGCGGUUUUGGGACUGUCUACAAGGGCCGUCUUGCAAAUGGAACUGUUGUUGCAGUCAAGCGCGCCAAGAAGUUUGUUUAUGAUAAGUAUUUAGAAAAUGAAUUUCAAAGUGAGGUCCAAACCCUGGCAAAAGUAGAGCAUCUGAAUUUGGUCAAAUUUUAUGGUUUCUUGGAGCAUGGGGAAGAAAGGAUCGUUGUUGUUGAGUAUGUUUCAAAUGGCACUUUGAGGGAACACUUGGACUGUAACAAUGGAAGGGAUGUUCUACAUCUUGCCAAGAGACUGGACAUUGCCAUAGAUGUUGCCCACUCUAUCGCAUACUUACAUACAUACACAGAUCACCCAAUUAUCCACAGAGAUAUCAAGUCAUCUAAUAUUCUCCUCACUGAACACCUCCGAGCUAAGGUCGCCGACUUUGGUUUUGCCAGGCUUGCUGCUGAUAGUGAGUCUGGAGCCACACACGUUUCUACCCAAGUCAAAGGAACUGCUGGCUACUUGGACCCAGAAUAUCUUAAAACCUAUCAUCUUACUGAGAAGAGUGACGUUUACUCGUUUGGGGUAUUGCUCGUCGAGCUUGUCACAGGAAGGCGACCCAUUGAGCCUACACGUGAACUCGAAGAGAGAAUAACUGCUAGAUGGGCUAUGAGAAAAUUCACCGAAGGAGAUACAAUUAUGAUUCUGGAUCCACGACUGGAGAGAUCUACAGCGCAUGGUGCAAGUGUAGAAAGAAUUCUUGAAUUAGCUUUACAAUGCUUGGCUCCCCAUAGACAUAACCGGCCUGAGAUGAGGAAGUGUGCCGAGAUUCUCUGGAGCAUCCGCAAAGAUUUAUGAGAUUCAAAACAACUAUCUACAGUACCACAUAUGAUGAUUCUUUUUUAUGUAUAUAUACUCCAAGCAGAUGGCAAGCUCUUAUACAGCAAGGAAGGUGCCUCUCUUCUAUGAGGAGGGGGGUGUUGAGCCAUACAUGAAAAGUAAGGUGGCAAGAUUUCCUACACUACAUGGAUCCUUCGGGCACAUGUCUCUCCAUGUGUGGGCAAAGUGCCCAUCCCAGUGAUGUGGCUUGUUUUGAUGUAAUUUUCUGUUUUUAAUGGUUGUAUGCCAGUAAAGUUUCUUGAGGGAAUAGUUGAAUGGAAGGACUGGAAGCGCACAUUCUCCAUUUCUCCCUCUAAUAUUAUAUAUGUACUUCAAAAGUGCUUUCUUGCAAAACAACUUCAUAAUAUCACCUGCAAUCGUUUGUGCUGAUGCAAUUUGUUUUUUCCUUAAACUGCAACUCGAAAAAUUAUGUACUAGACGAGUCACUGUUCUUUCCUUCUCUGAUGCAUUACCCGC